Papilio xuthus (Asian swallowtail) is the source of this 1143-nucleotide messenger RNA. Its product is annotated as protein HGH1 homolog. Bases 49 to 1131 code for a protein of 360 amino acids. The transcript has a single exon. Lineage: Eukaryota; Metazoa; Arthropoda; Insecta; Lepidoptera; Papilionidae. The record is from RefSeq and is a predicted model, not a curated record.
AGUAAACACAAACCACAUGUAUACGUAAAAAUAAAACGAAGUACAAUUAUGGAAAAAGAUACUUUAAACGAACUGCAGCAAUUCCUUAAACCAGAAUCGAGGAUAGAUCUAAAAUUGAUAUCUCUAGAUCAUUUAAUCGGCGUAUCCGGUACCGAAGAUGGUGUCAAAAUUUUAGUGGGAAAUGAAAAUAUUUUAAAAAGUGUCAUCGAUUGCACAAAUGAUAAACUGGAUAAUGUCUCCAAAAAGGCUUUACUGCUUCUUAUAAAUAUAACAGCGUAUUCAGAAGGUUCUAUACAACUAUUAAAACUCAAACCGAACGAUAACAAAAGUGUGGUGGACAUUUUUGUUGGUUAUAUUCUAGACGCUCAGAAAACUCACGCAGAUGCUGUAUGUAUGAUACUUUCAAAUAUAACUAGAGUCGAAGAAAACGUUGAACAAUGUGUUGACAUAUUAUAUAAACAUUUAAACGAUCUUUUAAAUGUAUUCGUGAACACGGAAUACAACAAAAAAGGUUGCAAUUUAGAAUACCUUGGACCAAUGUUUAGUAAUUUAAGUCGAAGUGAACGUGUACGUAAUUGGUUGACAAAAGAAAAUCCAUAUGUACCAUUAAUAAAAUUGCUACCGUUUUGUCAAUACGAAAAAUCAAUAAUAAGAAGAGGUGGAGCUAUUGGUACUAUAAGAAAUCUAACCUUCGAUGUAAAAUAUCAUAAAUUCCUUCUAAGUCCUGAUUUAGAUUUACUAACAUACUUACUUGGUCCUUUAAUGGGUGGUGAGGAUUACUCUGAUGAUGAGAUGGAUAAGCUUCCUAUAUCUUUACAAUAUCUACCGAAAGAGAAACAAAGAGAAAUAGAUGUAGAUAUACGUAAAAUGAUUUUAGAAACAUUUAAUAAAUUAUGUUCUAGACGUGAAUAUAGAGAGAUUUUACGUGAAAAUGGUGUAUAUUAUGUACUCAGAGAGUUACAUAAGUGGGAAAAAGAACCGUCUGUCCGUUUAGCUUGUGAGAAUGUGGUUGAUAUUUUAAUACAGAAAGAAGAAGAAGUUGGAGCAGAUGAUCUUUCUAAGGUAGAUAUACCUGAAGACAUGGUUGAGAAAUUUGAAAAAAUGGACGCUGAGUAUUUGAAUGAAGUAUAAUAUAAAAUAACU